UGCACUUCCGGUUCCGAAGCAUGUGGAGUUGACAUCCCGCUCUUACACAGGUGUCGAUAGGGGAUUGUCACAUUUUGAGUUCGUCUAUUUCACAGAGAUUUACACCACUCAAACACAAUGCCAUCUGAUGCCAAGAAAAAGCGUGAAGCUAAGAAAAAAGAAGCUCAGCGUAGCCGUGGGAAGAAACCACUGGAGAACGGAGAAGAAAAUGACGUAAAAAAUGGAUCUACUGCCAAUGGUGCAUCUAACGGCGUGGGUGAAGUGAUUGAUGCUCUAGAUGGCCUUGAUCUUGCCUCCAAGUACCGCUCCUGCACAGGUGUGUUGGCCUCGCAUCCUGACAGUCGAGACGUCCACAUCCACAACCUGUCCAUCACCUUCCAUGGUGUGGAGCUGCUGCAGGACACCAAGUUCGAGCUCAACGUGGGACGAAGAUAUGGUCUCAUUGGCCUCAAUGGAUGUGGCAAGUCAACGCUGCUCGCAGCUUUAGAUCUCCGAGAGGUUCCUGUCCCCCCACAUGUGGACAUCUUCCUGUUGCGUCGAGAGAUGCCCCCCAGCGACAAAACAGCUCUGGAGAGUGUCAUUGAAGUUGACGAGGAGAGACUCAGGCUUGAGAAGGAAGCAGAAAUACUUGGAUCGAAAGACGACCCAGAAUCCCAUGAGCGUCUGCUGGAUGUGUACGAGCGUCUGGACGAGAUGGAUGCUGACAACGCCGAGACAAAGGCUGGCUACAUCCUCAGUGGUCUUGGUUUCACCAAAGAUAUGCAACACACAAAGGUGAAGGAUUUCUCCGGAGGUUGGCGUAUGCGUAUUGCUCUGGCUCGUGCGCUGUACAUCAAACCUGCCCUGCUUCUAUUGGACGAGCCCACCAACCAUCUGGAUCUAAAUGCCUGUGUGUGGCUGGAACAAGAACUUGCCAACUACAAACGUAUCUUGAUGAUCAUCUCCCACUCUCAGGACUUCCUCAACGGCGUCUGCACCAACAUUGUGCACAUGCAGCUCAACAAACUCAAGUACUAUGGUGGUAACUACGAUACCUACAUGCAGACCCGUAUGGAGCUGGAAGAAAACCAGAUGAAGCGGUACAAGUGGGAACAGGAUCAGAUCUCCCACAUGAAGAACUACAUUGCUCGGUUUGGUCACGGCAGUGCCAAGUUGGCCCGUCAGGCUCAGAGUAAAGAAAAGACGCUGAAAAAAAUGGUGGAUGGAGGACUCACAGAGCGAGUCACCUCUGACAAGACACUGUCGUUCUACUUCCCAAGCUGUGGGAAACUGCCACCACCUGUCAUUAUGGUCCAGCACGUCAGCUUCAGAUAUAAUGACAAGAAGCCCCACAUCUACAAGGAUCUGGACUUUGGCGUGGACUUGGAUACCAGAGUGGCUUUGGUUGGACCUAACGGAGCAGGAAAGACAACUCUCCUCAAGCUGAUUACAGGAGAUCUUGUCCCAACAGAGGGUUUGAUACGUCGGCAUUCUCACUUGAAGAUUGGCAGAUACCACCAGCACCUCCAUGACCAGCUGGACGUGGAGAUGUCUGCCCUGGACUACAUGAUGAAGUGCUACCCUGAUAUCAAGGAAAGGGAGGAGAUGAGGAAGAUCAUCGGCCGCUUCGGUCUCACGGGACUACAACAGGUGUGUCCCAUCAAGAACCUGUCUGACGGUCAGAGAUGCCGCGUCACCUUCGCCUGGUUAGCCUGGCAGUGUCCCCAUCUGCUAUUACUGGAUGAGCCUACCAACCACUUGGACCUUGAAACCAUCGACGCCCUGGCUGAUGCCAUUAAUGAGUUCGAUGGUGGAAUGAUCCUUGUCAGUCACGACUUCAGGCUUAUAUCACAGGUGACGGAGGAGAUAUGGAUCUGUGAGCAUCAGAAGGUCACCAAGUGGGACUCUGACAUCUUCUCUUAUAAAGAACACCUGGCCAAGAAGGUCCACAAGGAUAUGGCAAAAGCAGCCAAAAACUUGAAUGUACGAAAAUGAUGACGGCUUCUCUUUAGGCAAUUUGUGUGAAUGUUCUUUGAUAAUUCUGGUUACAAAACUCCAGACUUAUUGGCAUAUUCCAGCUUUUGACAAAAACAUUGAGGUGAAACUUUCAAGCCUUGCAGGAAUUUAGGUCCAUUGUGACGCAUAUCUUGCAAUGGAAUUCUUGUCCAGAGCAAUCUUUACCUCAUCCCUGGACACUGUAAUAUUACACUGAAUCUGAACCUAAGGAACGCUAUUUGAAGACAGUAGGAAGGUUGGGAACUUGACUGCAGCUCCCAUGGUGUGGAAGUGAUCAAUGGUUAAACGGGAAACACUAGUCACACUGAAUGAAGGAUGCUCCUACAGUGACUGUAAGGCGAUGUGAGACUUGCACGCACAGCAAUGAUGUACUGUGUUUGUCAACAGUGUACUUACUAGAACUGUUUUCAUUGCAACUUUUCAUAUUUACGAGUUCAGUUGGGAAGGUUUUUGUACAUAGCCAGAAGGGAGGUGCCUUCCAUGGCGUUCCACAUCAUACAUGAUGCUUCUAUUUAUUAACUUAUGAACUACGCCAUCAUUGUUGUCAACUCCUCCACAUGGGAUGUAAAGACACUGACGUCUAACCGCUGCGGUCGUACAUGGUGCGGACAAUGGUGUGGAUGUGUUCUGGAUGUUGCUGCUUCAACCUCAUCCUGCUUUUUACUUGGAUCAUGGUGGAACGGAAACACAAGCCUGCGUACAGUCGUUACUUUUCUAAUGUAUCAGGGUCUUUUAGCAUCUGUGCAUGUUUUUCCAAUGUUUGUACUGCGUCUUCUCAAUGCCAGAGAGAUAACUGACAAAAUCAUUUCCAAUUUGAAACCUGACUUUUAUGGUCUGUUAUCUCCCUUGCCUUUGGAAGCCAGUACGACAUAUGCUAAAUUUGACAUAUUUAUCAUGCAAGGAGAUGAUUAAAUGUACUUUAAGCAGCAUAGAUAUGUUACUGUACAUUUGGGACAUGAGGGUGCUGCCAUCUAAAUAAGAUCUUGCUGUUACCGUGCGAUUUUGUUAAAUAGACACCUUUAUAUCCUGAUGUCUUUCAGCCUGUUACUCUCAAUCAUAGCAUUUGUAUAGCUUUUAUCCCAGAAGCAAAUUUCAGAACAACGUUAUGUGAUGCUUCUCUUUGUUAGUGAGCAUGGUGAAUUGACAAAGUAGUAAAAUUAACUGAAAAGGCUGUGAUUCUUUUGUUGGCAUCAGGUGUUAAUAUUAUCGUACGACCAUGAGUGUAGCAGGGUCAUAGAUGGCGAUGUUGCAUUUUUAAGCAGAUGCUUUGUCCAAAGGAGCAUUAUUAAUGUCUGCCUUUCCUGCCCAACUCAUAUCGUUUCUGACCUUGCAUCCCUUGUCACUUACCUGGACUGCCAUGAGAGAACAAAGACUCAAGUGUAAUAUAUUGUUUCAGCUCUUGCAAGUUCCUCUCUCAACCCAUCGCCAGCAACAUGCCAUGUAGAUUGUACGCACAUUUGUGGACGGAAUCUAUCGUCAAUGCUUUUAAGUUAACUUAUGUUGUGGUGUACAGAGACUUGACCUUGUGAGACCUUGUCACUUUAUCUUAUGGUUUUAUUUCAUUAUUGCCUUUCUCCACAUACAUAUCAUUUGGGUGCCAAUAAGGGUUGGAUGGGAAAAUGAGUUUAAAGAAAAUGCAUAUUUUUAUUUUGUAAAUUUAAAAUCAACUUCUUAGUAGGUUUUCGGUCAAAUCAUAUUUUGAAUUUUUAAGGCAGUUUUGGAUUGAAAUUGUCCCAUUGUUUAAUUCAUAUUUGAAAUUAUAACAUUGUUUAAUAUUCUUAAAAGAUGGCUUGUACAUCAAUCACCUGAUAAAUGUAACAUUCAUAUAAGUUUCAAGUCUUUUCUGGAGUAUCAUCCCUUCUCCACUUUGCAUAAUUUUGGCUGGGGUCUAUUACUAAAUUUUUGUUGUAAGUAAGGGUAUUUGUUCUAUGACUAUUGAAUGUUGGAGUUCGUCAAUACUCUCUUUAGGGCAGUUCAGUGCGUGUUCUGGAACACAAAUGUGAUAUUUUAGGCCUAUAUACAAUUUACAUGUUUCUUCAUUUUAUUCCAAUUCCUUUAACUCUAAUAUUAAGAAAUAUGUACUAAUUCCUGUUUAAAGUCAAAUCUAUCAAAUGUAAGAUUAAAUUAAAUUUGGUUAUAAAGUU
Haliotis rubra (blacklip abalone) is the source of this 4139-nucleotide messenger RNA. Its product is annotated as ATP-binding cassette sub-family F member 2-like. The record is from RefSeq and is a predicted model, not a curated record. The coding region runs from base 118 to 1974 and encodes 618 amino acids. The transcript is spliced from 15 exons. NCBI's taxonomy places the organism in Eukaryota, Metazoa, Mollusca, Gastropoda, Lepetellida, Haliotidae. Gene Ontology annotation, molecular function: ATP hydrolysis activity; ATP binding.